Phytophthora sojae is the source of this 813-nucleotide messenger RNA. RefSeq lists its product as hypothetical. Lineage: Eukaryota; Oomycota; Peronosporomycetes; Peronosporales; Peronosporaceae. The transcript is spliced from 7 exons. The coding region runs from base 1 to 813 and encodes 270 amino acids. Gene Ontology annotation, biological process: nucleus-vacuole junction assembly. The record is from RefSeq and is a predicted model, not a curated record. Gene Ontology annotation, molecular function: protein binding; protein-membrane adaptor activity.
AUGGGGAACGCCGGAGCCAAGGGCGCCAAGGGCAGCAAGGACGAGUUCACCUUCGACGAGACGGACGAUGAGGCCUUCACCGAAGCGCUGCGCGUGAACCUGCAGCGGCUCAUCGUCUACGCGCGCUCGGCGGACACGGCGCUGCAGCGGGAGGUGGCCGAGAAGCUGGCCAACGAGGCCGUCAAGCCCGACCGACAGGUGCAGAUUGUGGAGCUGGACGGCUUGCAGCUGCUGCUGCCGCUCACCAAGUCCAAGGACACGGAGGUGCAGCGUCUGGCAGCGCACGCACUCGCCAACCUCUCGGUCAACUCGGAGAACCAGUCCAAGAUGGCGACGGAAGGAGGCAUCGACAUGCUCAUCGACCUCCUGGGCAGCACGAACGAGCACGUGCAGCGGCAGGCGGCCAAGGCUCUCGCCAACCUCGGAGUGAACGUGGACAACAAGGAGCGGAUCGCCAAGGCGGGCGGCAUCAAACCGCUCAUUGACUUGGCCAGCUCCCGCCAGAUCGGCGUCGCUGUGGAGGCCAUCGCAGCGCUCGCGAAUCUGGCGGUCAACGAUGCCAACGAGGUGGAGAUUGCACGCAAAGGCGGCUUGAAGCCGAUCAUUGACGGCGCGCACUCGGAAUCCGUCGAGCUGCAGUCCCAAGUAGCCCGUGCACUACGCAACCUAUCGGUCAAUCCGGAAAACAAGCAAGCGAUCGUGGAGCUGGGCGGAGUGGAGGCUUUGCAGUCACUCGUGCGCUCCACCAACGAUCGGAUAUGCCAGCAGGCCACGCGCGCGCUCGUCAACUUGGGCGUCAACGUUGUCGACUGA